UGAGAAGGAAGGAAGAGAGAGAAACUUAGAGAUAAAGAGCAAAAGAGAGACUGGGAAGGGAAGCAUCAAUGAAACAGACAUAUUCUGUCCUAACCAGCUAGCCAGCCAGCCAGCCAGCCUGUACCCUCCCACUCCUUUCUCUCCCUUUGUCCUUACCCCAUCCCUCCUCUCACUGAAUCUAUGCAAGCAGACUGCAUCUCUCUCACACUGUUCUCUUCUGCAGACAGGAACAUUCUCCCUCUGUCUCUGGAUGAGGGAACUGCAUACUGAAAGUGCUUGCAACCAACUGCUGGGACCCGAAUGUAGUGCAGCCUGUCUCCUGAAAAAUCUUCCUAUUUUUGAGGGACAUUUGCUGCAGACUAACCAAUCAGCAUCUCAGCAUCUUUAUUUGUAAUGCUGCCUGAAGAGUAACUUGGACAUUUUUAGCUUCCUUUCUUCUUCCUCUUUAUUUUUUCCUGUGUUGCCCUUGUUGACCAGCAUGAUUUUCACCACAGCUGCUGUCCUUGGUGCCACGCUGGGCACUGCGUCAGGCAUCCUCACUCUCUUUGGGCUCUCACUGAUCUGCAGGUCCUGUAAGAAAGGCAAGCUGGAAAGUGGUGAAGAUGCAGACCCAGAGAAGGCUAAACCCAGUGUUCUGCACUCCUCAGAGCAGUUCAGUGUGGAAAAAUCAACAGAGCCCAUCCAACCAAGGACAUUGUUGAAAUUUCCCAAAAUAUACAAGCCCAAACCGUCUGUGACCUCAUCUGAGGUCAUCAGCUACCCUGAUCAUGCCUCAGAGAAGGGGGGCGAGCCCUCUCCCGAGGGACCCUCGACUGAGCCUGAUGCUGGUAACCAAGCAACGGACAGCUCUGACACGUUCACGAUCCUCAGACAAGACUCAAAGGAAGAAACCCCCUGUGCCAGGGAUCUUACCAAUGGGAUGACAACAAGCAGCUCCAUCCUCCACCCUAAGCUGCAUUUCUCUCUCACCUAUUAUACCGAACAGAGCGAGCUACACAUCACCGUGAUAGAAGCGAAGCAUUUGAGUGUGGGGUCGGGCUGUGAGGGGUAUGUGGCCGCAGUCCUGACCUCAGCAGCAGGACAGAGGGAGGCCCAGACCUCAUCGCGACGCCUGACCAGCCACACCCGCUGGGAGGAAGGCAUGGUGUUCUCCCUGCCAGGGGGGUAUGAGGUGGAGGGCGAAGUGGCUCUCUCCCUGUACAGUUGUGACCGCUUCUCCCAGAACACCAACCUGGGCGUCAUGAGGUUCAAGCUGGUUGAUGUGGGCAUGAUGUCCAACGCAGACUGCUGGGUCGACCUUCAACCACCAAAACAGCAGGAUGUCCAGUCAGCUGGAGAGAUCUUGCUCUCCAAUUACCUGCCUGCAGCCAACCGGCUGGGAGUGGUGGUGAUGAAGGCUAGAGGACUACAGUCGGACAAGCUGAAGGACUCCAUAGACCUGUCUGUGAAACUGGCCCUGAAGCACCAGACUACCAAGCUGAAGAAGAAGCAGACGCGACGAGUCAAGCACAAGAUGAACCCAGUGUGGAAUGAGAUGAUGAUGCUGGAGGUUCCCCGCGAGCUGCUGUCUAAAUCCAGUCUGGACUUGGAGGUGUUGAACCAGGCAGGUCCUGUUGAGCAGGAGUCCUUGGGCCGCUGCCAGCUGGGUUUACAGGCCUCUAAUACUGGUCUCCAACACUGGCAGCAGAUGCUAGACAACCCCCGUAAGCAGAUCGCCAUGUGGCACCCACUUUAUGACUAAGAUAACAACCUGUCUGCUUUGCCCUUCCAAAUACCAAAAUAGUAUACCACACAUAAAUAUUUAACCAUACAAGGCUGGAUUGAGUAAUUCCGGAACUCAGGAUUUAAGAGCCUAAAUCUACAGUAUUUAUCCACUUAUAUGGAAAUGAUCCUAUUACCUGCAAUUAUUUAUCCCACAGCAUCCCAUAACAUAUCAACAAUAGCAUACACUGAACUGACAUAUCACUGGAUAUCACAGAAUUUCCCAAGAUUUCCAACUAUGAACACAUUUUAUAUAUUCAAUGAAACUCAUCAAUGCAAUGUAAUACUUCACCUACAAUACCUACAGUGAGAGAAAAAAGUAUUUGAUCCCCUGCUGAUUUUGUACGUUUGCCCACU
Molecule: messenger RNA, 2118 nt
Organism: Coregonus clupeaformis (lake whitefish)
Lineage: Eukaryota; Metazoa; Chordata; Actinopteri; Salmoniformes; Salmonidae
Gene: syt13
Product: synaptotagmin XIII
Biological process (GO): regulation of calcium ion-dependent exocytosis; cellular response to calcium ion; regulation of dopamine secretion
Molecular function (GO): clathrin binding; calcium-dependent phospholipid binding; calcium ion binding
Source: RefSeq, a predicted model, not a curated record